This is a messenger RNA of Amphibalanus amphitrite, 1701 nucleotides long. Its product is annotated as translocating chain-associated membrane protein 1-like. Gene Ontology annotation, biological process: SRP-dependent cotranslational protein targeting to membrane, translocation; protein insertion into ER membrane. The transcript has 9 exons. The coding region runs from base 73 to 1131 and encodes 352 amino acids. Gene Ontology annotation, cellular component: endoplasmic reticulum membrane. The record is from RefSeq and is a predicted model, not a curated record. Lineage: Eukaryota; Metazoa; Arthropoda; Thecostraca; Balanomorpha; Balanidae.
UGCUCCAGAGACGCUUGCCGGCGCUGUGUUCUUUGCGGCCGACUCCCGUGAGAGCGCCGGGCUUCCAGCAAGAUGGGACCGAAAGGAAGAAAAUCAGCGAAAAGUCCGCCUAUUUUCAGCCAUGAGUUUAUCAUCCAAAAUCAUGAAGAUAUUGUGUCCUGCAUCGCAAUGGUGUUUAUUGUGGGAUUGAUGUUCCAGGUAACAUCUCCAUUUGCCACAAAAUUCAUCGCUCUCCAGCACAAUGUCACCAUCGAGAAUGAGAACGAGCCUCCAGUGUUCCUGUAUACCAAUGGUAUCCAGGACCUGUGUGUCAUCUUCUUCUACUUCCUCAUCUGCAUUGUUAUCCAUGCCAUCGUCCAGGAGUUUGUUAUUGAUAAAAUCAAUAAGAAGAUGCACCGGAGCAAGACGCGUCACAGUCGGUUCACCGAGUCUGGUCAGCUGCUUGUGUUCUACCUGACCUCGGUGGCCUGGGGAGGACACAUCAUAUUCAGGGAGAACAUUUUGACCAACAUCAGCUCGCUGUGGGAGAACUACCCGGAGGGCCACACCCAGAUGGCCUUCAUGUACAAAUUCUUCUUCAUCACACAGAUCUCCUACUGGCUGCACACUUUCCCCGAGCUCUACUUCCAGAAGGUCCGGAAGGAGGACUGGCCGGCUCGCAUCCAGUACGCUGUGCUCUACCUGGUGUUCAUCACUACCGCCUACGUCACCAAUCUGACGCGCGUGGCGCUGGUGCUGCUGGUCAUCCACUACACGGUCGAGGCGGUGGUGCACGCCUCCAGGCUGCUGCACUUCGCCGACAAAACCGAGAUGGCCGCCAAAGGGUUCCUGCUGUUUAACGUACUGUUCACGUUGGCUCGCCUCUCCACCAUCGUGCUCUCGGUGCUGACCUUCUGGUUCGGACUGGCGCGCUCCGAGAACCCGGGUCUCGACCUGGCCACCGGCAACUUCAACACCUACCUGGUCAGGGUCAACUGUCUGGCGGGCAUCUGCCUGCUGCAGGCCUGGAUGAUGUGGCACUUCAUCACCUACCACCUGCGGCGCAUGCGCGAACAGGCCGCCCUCAAACCGGCCCCCAAGAAGGCGGCGCCCGCCAAGAAGGACAAGAAACCCAAGGAGAAGAAGACGUAACUGGCUGACGCGCGGGUGUUUCUCCCUGUAGGCAAGAAACAGCUGGACGAGGAUGUCUCCGAGCUGCCCGAGGUCGAUCAGAACACUAAGAAGCAGCUGAGACAGCGCAAGUAGGCGCCGCCGGACGCACGGCGCGGCGCGGCGCGCACAUGACUAUUUUUGGACCUGUGAGGCCGGGCGCGGCCCGGGGUGGUCUGGGAGACUGACUCGGUAGGCCGCUCUCUCCGGGGGUAGUGGUGCGUUCUCUGACGGGUGGCGGGACACUGGUGACUGGACGCCGCGCCGGCCGCCCGACCGGGCCCAUUCCAGGUGUGAGCGCGAGCCGCGGCGGGCGGCGCCGCCGGCCGGGCCGGGUUUUAUUGACCGUUGCGCUGCGUUGUUGUUCGGGCUGAGCGGCCUGUGGCUGGGUUGGUGUGACAGGGGGGCUCGCCUCUCCGCUGUCGGCGCGUUGUCGUCCCUGUUGUCUGUAAAUUAUCGUGUGAAGGCCGGCGCUCGGCGGCGGCCGGCGCCCCUGUCCCGGGGCUCGGUCGCCGCCGGCCUGCGCCGAAUACACGGGAGUAUUGCUGUUUC